AUGAUUUUGGCCUCUUCAAUCUGUCUUGAUUUGAUACAGGCGAUUGCCUUAUAUUUCGUCAAGGAAUAUCACUGUGAAGCAUCAAUUUUGAACGUCUCUUCAAUUGCUGGAAAAGCAUUGCUUCUGAUUCUCGAGUCUCAGAGCAAGCGUCAUAUUCUUCGUGAGGAAUGGCAGAAUUGGUCUUUGGAGGAAACCGAGAGUGCUUUUAGCAUUGCUUUCUAUUGGUGGGUGAAUUCUUUACUGCGAAAGGGACGAUCCAAGCUCCUUGAGCUUGAUAGCCUUUCAUCCAUUCCACGUGCAUUAUCAUCUACUACUCUGAGAGAGAGAAUGAGGACGUGUUGGGAGAGUCGAUCAAAACCAGAGAAGAGAUAUGCGCUUGCAUGGGCACUGACGCAGUGUACAAUGUGGGAACACUUGCGAGCUAUUCCUUAUAUGCUGGUUGCAACUUCCCUUCGGUAUGCACAACCGGUGGUCAUAUCACGUUUAAUCCGCUUUGUCAGUGAUCCUCCGGUCGAGAGUCAGCGCCGGCUUGAGGGGGUCAAGUUGGUUGUUUCAGUCAUCGUGAUAUACGUUGGUCUAGCUACGAUGGACAGCCGUAGAGACAAUGCGAAGCGCAGAGUUACGGUUGCAGCCAAGGGCUCACUGAUUGGCAUCAUCCACGACAAAGCUUUACGAUCCAGAGACGACGACAGCUCUGCAAUUACACUGAUAGGCAAUGACGUGGAAGAUGUACAGAUGUCCAUGGGAUGGUUCCAUGUUCUCUGGUCUUCUCUUCUGUCACUGGCCUUUGGCUUGUACCUACUAAGCUCCAAACUCGGCUGGGCUAGCCUAGUUCCUGUCGUUUUAGUAUUGAUAACUUCACAGUGUGGAAAAUAUGUGUCUCGGAAUUUUGUGUCCAAGCAGCGAGCGUGGAGCGAUGCGACCCAAAAAAGGAUCGACCUCAUCAAGACAGUUCUACAGAGCUUGAAAAGCAUUAAAAUGAUGGGAUUCACUCGUGAGAUGGAAGCAAAAGCCGAGGUGGCACGAGAUGAUGAGCUAUCUGCGGGAUUGGCCACAUAUUGGCUGGAUGUUUGUCUAGCGGGUUGUGCGAGUUUUCUGAAUGUCGUUGGUCCUGCCAUCACGUUUGUGGUCUAUACUAUAUUGGCCAAAAUGACUGGCAAUGCACCUCUUGACACAGAUCGAGUCUUCACUUCCUUUGCUCUAAUCCAAAUGGUUACGUUACCAGCAAACUCGAUUCUUUUUAUUCUGCCAGACUUCAUAGCUGCCAUUGCCGGCUUUGACAGAAUACAGAAGUAUCUGCUAGAGCCUGACCAUACAGACGAUCGUGCUCUGCAUUGGGAUGCAACAACCGUGUCUACAUCUGAAAGCACCCAGAAGUUGGACCAACCAGUGUCUUCGGAAUCCAUGAGCUCCAGCAAUGAAGGCACUGCUGUUUUGAUUAACGACGCAACAUUCCGGUAUUGCUCUGGAAAUCGCCCGAUUUUGGAUCAUGUUAAUUUACAGGUCGAAUCUGGGUCACUUGUCGCCGUUACUGGCGUAAUUGGAUCAGGAAAGACCACCCUUGCCAGGAUCAUUCUAGGCGACCUCUCACUUGACAGUGGAACAAUCUCCACUUCUUCAAAGCACAUGGCCUUCUGUGCUCAGACCCCAUGGUUGCGCAGUGGCACCAUACGAGAGAUCAUAGCUGGCGGACCAAGCGCUGCUAUAGAAGAUGAGAAGUGGUACCAAAAGGUACUCCACGCUUGUGACCUUCAGUACGAUGUUAUAAAGCUACCACAAGGAGACAAAACUCUCGUUGGAUCUGGGGGGAUCUCACUUUCAGGUGGCCAAAGGCAACGAGUGGCUCUUGCAAGAGCUGUUUACUCUGAGCUAGACACUCUCAUUUUGGAUGAUGUGCUCAGUGCCCUGGACUCAGCUACAACCGACCGGAUAAUGCGAAGGCUAGUGGGUCCGUCUGGAUUACUUCGCGAGCUGAAGAGGACGGUUAUUCUUAUUACACAUGCGACAAAACGACUGGAUCCUUUCGAUCGAAUUAUCACUCUGGGUAUAGAUGGUUCUAUCUCCGAGCAAAGAUCCUUCAAGGAAAUCGACCCGCCUACCAGUGCAAAUUUCCAGGAAGACACAGAAAUGAUCGAUCACCAGCCAGAAUCUGGUCAAGAGAGCCCCGUUCUGGCGACCAAACCCCCAGUGCCCGAAAUAUCCAUGCAGGAUGUCCGCAAGAUUGGAGACAGCAGCAUUUACCAAUUUUAUGUUCGCGCAAUUGGAAAAUGGAGGGUAUUGAUAGUGGUUAUGAUCAUGAUAUCUUCUGCAAGCUUUGCGAUGCUGAUCCAGAACUGGCUUCGCUGGUGGACAGCCGAUAAGGAAUCUGGAAAGCGAACUGGGCUCUAUCUUUCACUUUAUUGUUUGUUUUCUGUUGGACACUGGCUAUCCUUGACUGCAAUCAGUACUGUUGCAUUACUGAUCGUGCCUUCAUCAGGCCGUGUUUUACAUGGCCAGCUCUUGCGAACGGUGCUGAACGCUCCGUUGUCUUUUAUCACAUCGAGUGAUAUCGGAACCACCCUGUCGAGGUUUAGUCAGGACAUGAAGCAGGUCGAUCGCCGUCUGCCAAGUCAGGUCACUGGACUUGGAAGUCAAGCAUUCAAGCUGCUCGCACAAAUGCUCCUGCUCUACACAGCACAAACCUACAUGCUGACGACAUUCCCCAUACUUGUGGUUGUUAUAUACCUCAUUCAAAAGAUCUACUUGUACACCAGUCGUCAGCUCAGAUGGCUAACAAUGGAGGCCAACGCUCUACCCAGUAACAGCCUUCUGGAGACCGUGCAAGGAAUUACGACAAUCCGCGCGUUUGGUUGGGAGGACUCUUAUAUCCUGGACAACAGUGAAGCACUGGACACUUCCCAGAAGCCGUCUUACAUUCUACUUGCGGCCGAACAAUGGCUUGCAUUGGUAUUAGACUUGAUUGUUGCAGCAGUGGCAUUCAUAAAUGCCCUUCUUAUCGUCACUCGCAAGGAUGUGACGCCUGGUGAGGUUGGCAUCAGCAUGAAUGUGAUUUUGUCAGUCAACCUUGUCCUACUUGUGACUGUUCAGUCAUGGGCGAACUUUGAUGCGUCUCUCGGUGUCAUAUCACGCAUCAAGGAGUUCACAUCGACUGUUCAUCCAGAGCCUCAAUCACAAACGGAGUGCUUGAUUCCGAAGUCAUGGCCGUCCGAAGGUGCUGUCAGUAUGAAGAAUGUCGUCGCACGCUAUGCCACAGUGGAAGAUCCCGCCUUGACGGCGGCUAAUGCUAUUGAUAAUGUUUCUUUGGACAUAUCAACUGGUCAGAGAGUCGGAAUUUGCGGUCGAACCGGGAGUGGAAAAUCGUCCUUGCUGCUUACCCUCCUGCGCUUCCUUGACCCUUCUGAGGGUGUCAUCACGAUUGAUGAUGUGGAUACAGCAUCAGUACCACACGAUAGAGUUCGAUCGUCCCUAAUCACAAUCCCACAAGAUACUUUUUUUCUCAUGGGUGACUCUAUUCGAAACAAUCUUGAUUUUUCAGGGACAGCCCCCGACAACGAAAUUAUCGCGGCCCUUAAGAAGGUUCAUCUCCCACUGGAACCACUCGCGGAGAAUGCCGGGCUUACAACAAGUCUAUAUCUGGAUCUGCCGAUGAAGGAAUGGCCAUUAUCCCAAGGCCAAAUGCAGCUGUUCUCACUCGGUCGGGCCCUUCUGCUACGUUCAUCUCGAGGAAAGGUUCUUCUUCUUGAUGAGGCGACUAGUAACAUUGACCUGGAGACUGAUAGACUUGUGCAGAAAGUCAUUCGUGAGGAGUUUCAUGGCUACACAGUCAUUAUGAUAGCACAUCGGCCAGAGACUGUUUCUGAUGCAGAUUCAAUUGUUACGAUGGAUCAGGGGCACAUCGUAGAAAAGCUGAUCGAUUACGACGGGUGA
Penicillium salamii is the source of this 3927-nucleotide messenger RNA. NCBI's taxonomy places the organism in Eukaryota, Fungi, Ascomycota, Eurotiomycetes, Eurotiales, Aspergillaceae. The record is from the annotation of a GenBank genome assembly.